This is a messenger RNA of Tetrahymena thermophila SB210, 960 nucleotides long. RefSeq names its product phosphate transport system ABC domain protein. The record is from RefSeq and is a predicted model, not a curated record. NCBI's taxonomy places the organism in Eukaryota, Ciliophora, Oligohymenophorea, Hymenostomatida, Tetrahymenidae. The transcript has a single exon. Gene Ontology annotation, cellular component: membrane. Gene Ontology annotation, molecular function: ATPase-coupled transmembrane transporter activity; ATP binding; ATP hydrolysis activity. Gene Ontology annotation, biological process: transmembrane transport.
AUGACAGAAAAGCCUGUCAAAUAUUUAAAGGGAAGUAUUAAGUUUGAAAAUGUAAAGUUUAUGUACCCUCAAAGUGAAGAUUUACUUUUUAAUUAAAACUAAAUUGAUGAAUAAAAUGAAGAUGAUUCCUUAGAAUAAAUUCAAUUAGAUCAGAAUACUUAAUAAUAAGAAGACUCUUAGGCUCAAGGAAUUGAAGAACUCCAAUCCACAAAUAAUCUAUCUAGUUGUGAAAGAUAGAAUAAUUAUGAAAGGAGAAAUGUUUUGUAAAAUGUAAGCUUUGAAAUUAAAUAAGGUUAAUUAGUAGCAUUUGUUGGAAUGAGUGGAAGUGGGAAAUCAACUAUCAUUAAAUUAAUUGAAAGGUAUUAUGAUAUUUAAGAAGGCUCUAUAAUUUUAGAUAAUUAGAAUAUCAAAGACAUAGGACUUAAAGAUUUAAGGAGAAGCAUUGGGUUAGUGAGCUAAGAGCCUUCUUUAUUUGAUAAUGAUAUAGAAUAUAAUAUAGUUUAUGGAUGUAUUGAUGGUAAAUAUACUCAAGAAGAGCUCAAAUAAGUUUGUGAUGUUUCUGGAGUAAGUGAAUUUGUUUAUGAUAAAAAUAGGUUUCCUUAAGGAUUAAAAACUCUAGUUGGUUCUAAAGGAAUAAAGUUAAGUGGGGGAUAAAAACAGAGGAUAGCAAUUGCAAGAGCAUUAAUGAAAAAACCAAGUAUUUUGAUCUUAGAUGAAGCUACCAGCUCUCUUGAUUCAGAAAGUGAGAACUUGGUACAAACUUAUAUUGAUAAACUAUUGGGUUAUAGAGGGAUAACAAUAAUCUAAAUAGCUCAUCGAUUGAGCACUAUAGUAAAGAGUGAUAUAAUAUUUGUUAUGGAAAAUGGGUAAAUCAAAGAAUAAGGAAACCAUGAAUAGCUUUUAUUAAAAGAAGGAGUUUACAAAAGACUGAUUCAUCAUUAAAUAAGCAUAAAUCAUUGA